AUGGCAUCAUUUGGUGGCAUUUGUGUGGCUGUUUUAUUGAAAAACAUCUUUUUAAAGAUUUUAAAGCUGAGAGGAAUAUCUGCCUCGAGUAUGGAAGGAGAAGAUGAGGGCAGAACGAUAUUGGUGUCAGGAAUCCCAACUGAUUUCCGUUUGGAAGCCAUUCAGUCUUAUUUUGAGAACAAGAGUAGAUCAAGUGGAGGACCUAUUAAAGGAAAGCCAGAACGGAUCCAAGAUUCUGAGGAAGUUAUUAUCACUUUUGAAUCGGAAAAAGAUGCAGAAAAUGUUGUCCAAAGGAAGGUCCAUAAUGUAAGCAAACAUAAACUUCAUGUGGACUGGUAUAAAAAUCUAGUCUGGCAAGAAGAUGCAAUGGUUGUGUCAAAUGGCCCCAAAGACAUGUCGGAAAAAAUGUUAAUUGAUUUUUUGGAAAAGACAGGAAAAUUAGAUAUUGUAUAUGUUUCCCCUGGAAGAAAAGCUGGAACUUUUCUUGUGUAUUGCCAAAAUGAAAUUGAUUUUGAGUAUGUUCAGAGGAUGUGCCAAAACAACCCCUUAAAAGGAAAUCAACUGAAAGUGGAUAGAAUUAAGGAAAUAAACAGUGUUCAAGUGAAAAACGUUUCUUCAAAUGUCAGCUCUGAGAGUCUUCAAAGAUAUUUUGGAAACAGUAAAAGAAGUUCUGGUGGAGAUAUUUCUUCAGUUCAACAACAAACCUCUGAUACUUACAUUAUAAGUUUUAAAGAGGCAUAUGUUGUGCUGGACGUUUGUAGCAGAGAUCAUAUACUGCAAAAUGUGGAGUUAGAUGUUCAACCGUUCUGGGAACCAUGUGAAGAAAAUACCAUUUCAAGCCAGCAAGUCCAUGACUAUUUACUACCUUCCAAGUUCCAUCUGACUUUCUUACAGAAACAUAAAAUCAUAGUUAAUGACCAAUUAAUGAGAUGGGCUGAAGUAAUUUGGAAAGAUUCCAAGUUUAAUAAACUGAAAUUAAGUUAUUCUGAAGGAAAUUUGAAGCAAAUUGAACAACGUUUGGAAGAGUUAUUAAAUUCCAUUAUGUUGAAAUUAUUGAUGUUCCAACCGAUAUUUUUGAAGAAGUUGCUAGAACAUUUAAAAGAUACUCCAAAUUAUGGAAAGUGGCUGACAUUUGUUGAAAAACUAAAAGAAGAGUUUCCAGAUUUCCAUUUUAUUGGAGAAAAUUCUAUUGUUGCUAUUGAUGCUGUAGUUAAUGCUAUAAAAAACAAAAUUGCUAACUUUAAGCAAUCUUUAACUUAUGAAUCUUAUAUAUUGAUGCCUCUUGAACAUUUCCUCUUUCUUAAGAGUUCAAAGAACAAGAAAUCAAUGACUUUGGUGCGAAAAAUAAAAUUAAGAAUGUGUGUCUCAAAGAUUAUAAGUUACACCUGGAAGGAACACAAGAGCAAAUUAAAAAACUGGAAACAUUUAUAG
Messenger RNA from Octopus sinensis (East Asian common octopus), 1431 nucleotides. RefSeq lists its product as uncharacterized. The record is from RefSeq and is a predicted model, not a curated record. Bases 1 to 1431 code for a protein of 476 amino acids. The transcript is spliced from 6 exons. Gene Ontology annotation, molecular function: RNA binding. NCBI's taxonomy places the organism in Eukaryota, Metazoa, Mollusca, Cephalopoda, Octopoda, Octopodidae.